AUGGCAACGAACGUCGAUGAUGAUGUUUAUGGAUCAUUCAUGUAUAUAGGCGACGGUGUUCAAUUACCAGCAGUUUUGAAGAAUGCAUUCGACGCGUUUGACCACGAAAAGAAAGGUGUUAUAAGUACAGACAUGAUUGGUACCAUUCUGGAGAUGUUAGGUCACGAGUUAGAUGAUGACACUCUCAAUGAAAUUAUUAACGAGGUUGACUCCGAUGGUUCCGGUGAAUUAGAGUUCAGUGAAUUUUGUUCUUUAGCAUCUAAAUUCUUAACAGAAGAAGAGGACGAUGAAGCUAUGGUACAAGAAUUAAAGGAAGCGUUUCGGUUAUAUGACAAAGAAGGCAAUGGAUACAUAACUACGGAUGUGCUGAAAGAGAUAUUUAAAGAAUUAGAUAACACAAUCACAGGCGAGGACUUGGAUACCAUGAUUGAGGAAAUUGACUCUGACGGCUCCGGAACUGUUGAUUUUGAUGAAUUCCUUGAGGUCAUGACUGGUGAAUAAAUAAAUAUAAAAUAGUUUUAGAAAAUAGUAUUAAAUUUAGAUAGGCAUUAUUUAACUUUAAAAUAGGUAAAUAAAUAAACGACCAAAAUAUAUUUUCGAGGGC
This is a messenger RNA of Achroia grisella, 604 nucleotides long. Its product is annotated as troponin C, isoallergen Bla g 6.0101-like. Lineage: Eukaryota; Metazoa; Arthropoda; Insecta; Lepidoptera; Pyralidae. Bases 1 to 501 code for a protein of 166 amino acids. The record is from RefSeq and is a predicted model, not a curated record. The transcript has 5 exons. Gene Ontology annotation, molecular function: enzyme regulator activity; calcium ion binding.